This is a messenger RNA of Procambarus clarkii (red swamp crayfish), 2143 nucleotides long. RefSeq names its product E3 ubiquitin-protein transferase Katazuke (gene Kaz). The record is from RefSeq and is a predicted model, not a curated record. Lineage: Eukaryota; Metazoa; Arthropoda; Malacostraca; Decapoda; Cambaridae. Gene Ontology annotation, molecular function: protein binding; ubiquitin protein ligase activity. Gene Ontology annotation, biological process: proteasome-mediated ubiquitin-dependent protein catabolic process. Gene Ontology annotation, cellular component: nucleus; GID complex; cytoplasm.
UCUUCAGGAUACACAGCAGCCAUUUGUUUACUAUCGUCAGCUGAGGGACAAAGACAUUUGCUUCUUUGAUCGGCUACUGUUGAGCUUGAUCAACUUUUGGCUCGUGGCCAAAUCACGAAGUUCCCUCAGUAUGGCAGAUGUAUCGUCAAUAGAACAUCCUACUUUAAAAGUGCCAUAUGAUGUGCUCAACAAGAAAUUCCGAUUGGCACAAAAAACUUUAGAUAGAGAAGUUUGCCAUGUAGCCUCUGCUGUAACAGAAUUGGAGCGUGUCUUUUUCACAGACAACCGCAGUGCCUCUCAAAUAUCUUCUCUUCUUGGGGGUGUUGUUGAAAAAUUGUCUUCCUUCAAGCGGAAGGCAGAAGAAGCAACUCAAGAGGAGAUGGAAUCAGGUCGAGUGGUAAAACGACGUGUUGAUCACUUGAAAGAUCAUGACUCACUUAGCCCCUCUGUUGUAACAGAAUGGAAACGUACCAGAUUGGACCGACUUUUAGUUGAGUAUCUUCUUCGAGCUGGAUGUUACUCGACGGCUACUAAGUUAGCAAGCUCCCGUGGUAUAGAAGGACUGACAAACUUAGAUGUCUUCUUGGUAGCCAGAGAGGUAGAACAGUCACUAGCAUGCCGUGAUACAAGCAAGUGCCUUUCCUGGUGCCAUGAUAACAAGAGCAAGCUGCGGAAGCUCAAUUCUUCUCUUGAAUUUAAUGUGCGGAUGCAAGAGUUUAUUGAGCUAAUCAAGAGUGAUCGCCGUAUGGAAGCCAUCCGACAUGCAAGAAAGCACUUCACAGGACAGGAACCAGGACAUUUGCCAUCAAUACAACGAUGUAUGGCCCUUAUUGCCUUUCCAGCCAACACAGAUGUUGCUCCAUACAAGGAACUGUUGUCAGAUUUACGAUGGGACCAGUUGAUUGAACAGUUUCGAGCUGAAAACCUGAAAUUGUACCAGUUGUCUUCACAGUCUGCCUUCUCCGUUGUUGUGCAGUCAGGGUUGUCUGCACUCAAAACUCCUCAUUGUUAUAGAGGAGCUACAGGUCACAACCCAGACUGCCCCGUGUGCCAGCCAUCUCUAAACUCCUUGGCUUCUCCUCUCCCGUAUGCUCAUUGCUCACAGUCUCGUCUUGUGUGCAAUAUUAGUGGAGAACAACUCAAUGAAAAUAACCAACCACUAAUGUUACCAAAUGGAUAUGUUUAUGGACAGAAGGCUUUACAGCAGAUGGCCAGUGAAAACAAUGGCACUAUUGUUUGCCCACGUUCACGCCAAACAUUCAACAUCAGAGAUGCAGAAAAAGUGUUUGUCAUGUGAGAAGAUGCAUAUGAUGCUCACAUAAUGUUAGUUAUUAAAAUGACAUUUCUACAUUUGAACAGGUUAUGUUGCUCAUAAAUGUGGCCAUACUUAUUAAUGAAAUUACUGUACUCAUAUUUGGUAUGCAUUGUAUUUGGCCUUGUAAAGUGAUGCCAUUUUCUGUAAUUGUGUCCAUUUGUUGGAUUAGGUUAAAAACAUACAUAAAAUGUUAUUGAACUACUCUUAAUACACAACAAUAAAUGCAUACUCUUGUGUGAGUAUGUGAAUCCAUGAACACACACACGCACGCGUGCGUGCGUACAUGUAGACGUACACUGGUAAUUAUACAAACUCUUAACACGUGCAUUAGUAUUUAUGAAGAAAAUGAAGCUUUAAUUGAACCCUUUGGUUUAACUUUGACCUUGUUUAACUGUAUUUAACAGUCAUAUUCAAUUGAUAAGUUUCAAGACACUUCUCUAAAGGGCACAAUUACUGGACAAGCACUUUACAUGGUAUAUUUGUCAUGAAGGAUCAUUGACUGAUAAGCUAGAGCUGUUAUUUUGCAACUUUGUAGUUUAUUUUAACAUUAAAUUCUUAAGAUAUUGAUCAGUUGCGAUUGAUUCAUUCAUACGUCGUAACCACUUAUCUUUGGUUGAGAACGUAGUUAGUUGUUUAUGAUUACGUAGUUAGUAAUGUUUAUUAGUAUAGAUAGCUUUGAGCAAGUAAUUCUAGCUUUUCAGACUGUUAUUACUGAGGUAUCAAAUAAGGACAUGUCAUCUUUUUUAGUGAAAUAUCAUAAAUUGGAUGUUGGUUUAUGGUAAACACUUGUCAGUAAUUUGCCAAAAUUUAUCUUUUUUUUUUUUUUUU